Messenger RNA from Theobroma cacao (cacao), 1801 nucleotides. It is a transcript of the gene CUC3, whose product is annotated as NAC (No Apical Meristem) domain transcriptional regulator superfamily protein. Gene Ontology annotation, molecular function: DNA binding. Lineage: Eukaryota; Viridiplantae; Streptophyta; Magnoliopsida; Malvales; Malvaceae. Gene Ontology annotation, biological process: regulation of DNA-templated transcription. The record is from RefSeq and is a predicted model, not a curated record.
UCUGGACUCUGCAACCAACUUUGCAUUUACUACCCUCUCCUCUCUAUUUCACCUCAAUCUCUCUUGUUUUUCCGGAAAAACUACUUUUAAAUUUUCUCUUCCCCUGUCUAAGAAGCCUUUCAGGUGCGCUUUUGUAGGGCCCCCCAUAGCCUUUUGACAGCCUAAAUCUUUCUCCACCCCUUAGCCCUCCUCAGAAUGGUUUCUGUUCUCCUUCACUUUUAGUUCUUCUCUUCAUGUACUGCAUGUUUAUAAAACCUCUCGCUGCGCAUUCAUUCACAAUCACAAGUGCCCUUUUAUUGCAGAUCAUAAUCUUGUUCACCCUCCCUCUCUUAUUCCCAUUACGGGACAUUAGUUGUGUGUGCGAGAAGAUGUUAUCAGUUGAGGAGCUUUUAAGUGAACUUGCUGGGGAAGAAUUAAACGAGCAGGGUUUGCCGCCGGGGUUUAGGUUUCACCCUACCGAUGAAGAACUGAUAACUUUCUAUUUGGCUUCAAAGGUGUUUAACGGGAGCUUUUGCGGAGUGGAGAUCGCUGAGGUUGAUCUUAAUAGAUGUGAACCUUGGGAGCUUCCAGAUGUGGCCAAAAUGGGGGAAAGGGAGUGGUACUUCUUCAGCCUGAGAGACAGGAAAUACCCGACUGGUCUGAGAACUAAUAGAGCCACCGGAGCUGGGUACUGGAAAGCCACAGGCAAAGAUAGGGAAGUGUACAGUGCCUCAAGUGGAGCCCUUCUAGGCAUGAAAAAAACCCUCGUUUUCUACAGGGGCAGAGCCCCCCGUGGCGAGAAGACCAAGUGGGUCAUGCACGAGUACCGUUUGGACGGUGACUUCUCCUACCGCCACGCGUGCAAGGAAGAAUGGGUGAUUUGCAGAAUAUUUCACAAAACAGGUGAGAAGAAAACUGCCCUUGCUCAAGGACAAAGCUUUAUAUUGGAAGUUUCUUCGUCUCCAGCGAGUUCCUUGCCUCCGCUGCUCGAAACCCCAACACCAUUCUUAGAAUCUCAAUCUCAAACGCCAAUGCAGGCCCAGAACUCUUUUGUGAUUCACCGCCAAGAAAAUGACCUGAAAAGCCUAAUAAACCCAGUUGUCUCCCAAACCCCACUCUUCCCAGCUGACGGGCUCCAAGUCCAACCCUCCUUUUCAGCCAAUCCCACCACAAUCACUUCCUCCACAACCAACACAACCGACAAGAACGCUGCCACAGACACCAGCAACCCAUCAGCAUCGAUGCUCUUCAAGUCCCUCCUCUCACAUCAAAAUUGCAUUUUAAAGGAACAAGCCACUAUUCCCAAACAGUGCAAGACAGAGGCUAACUUUUCCCAUUUCCAUCUGCCUGAUGCCAGCUUGAACUGGAUGGACAAGAUUCAUCCGAACCCAUGUCAAAAUCCCUUGUUUUUUGAGAUGGAUUGUAGUGUGUUGGGGUUCUCCGAAGGCGUUAAUGCUGGGGACGCUACUGUCCAUGACAUGUCCACUUCAAUUGCUUUCAAUAGGGCCGGCGUCCAGAUGAUGUUAGAUCCUCCCAUCAGAGCCCCUGGAGAAUCUUGGCAGCUAGAUUGUUAAGAUCUUGUAUUAUUAGGACCCCAUUUCUAUUUCUAUAUAUGUAAUCAUAUACUACUACCAUAUGUUUAUAUAUAGAAUCUUAAGUGUUUCUGCUCUUGGUGUAAAAUGUAAAUGAGUGUCCUUCCCAAACUCCAAAGCAAAUCCAACGCACGCAUCUUUGUUGGAUUGGAGAAUUUCCUGCAGCUUGAAGACAGAGUAACUGAUUGUAUUACUCUUUAUAUUUAUUACAGUACCUCCUACCGUGUCAA